CGCUUCCUGUUCCUUUCUCUCCUGCCCCCUUCCUCUGAUGCUGUCUUUUUAAUUGCUGAAGCAAAACCUUGCCCUUCGGUAAUUUGCAAUUGCUGCAGAUCUCCAGCUAAGAAGCUUUCUUUGUUGCAGCAUCUUUCAGGUGGCGCUGUUGGUAGACUAAUGAGCGAAAACGAGGAUAUAACCGAACUAAAGAAGGAACCAUGUGGGUCCUUGUUGGAAACGCCCGAAGGCCUUUCCGGGUUUCAUGAAGUGGAAGGAAUCUGUGAGAUUAAGCACAGACUGGACGGCCCUCCGAGCAUCAUUCCAGGCUUAGAUGAAGGCAGCUCUGUUGAAGGGACGUCCUAUAUAUGCUCCGAAUGCGGCAAGAGCUUCUGCAGCAUAUCGAGCCUCAUUGGCCAUCAGAAAAGAAACCAUUCAGGAGAGAAGCCGUAUAAAUGCUCCGACUGUGGAAGGAGCUUCCACCAGAGCUCUGAUCUUGUUAAACAUGAGCGGAUACAUACAGGGGAGAAGCCGUAUCAGUGCUCUGUUUGCGAGAAGCGGUUCAAUCAACGGUCUUACCUGAUCGUACAUGAACGGUUUCACACAAAAGAGAAGCCAUAUAAAUGCUUCUUGUGUGGGAAGAGCUUCUGUUCCAACGCGCAUCUCAUGACACACCAAAGAACCCACACUGGAGAGAGACCUUAUCAAUGUCCUGACUGCGGGAAAAGAUUCACGACCAGUUCAAACUUCGUGAACCAUAAGAAAACUCACACAGAGGAAAAACCUUUCAACUGCUCCCUCUGUGAGAAAAGUUUCAAGCGGAGCUCAAAUCUGAUCCAACAUGAGAGAACUCACACAGGCGAGAAGCCCUACACCUGUCUAACCUGUGGGGAAAGCUUUGCUUCUAACUCGGGUCUCGUAAAACAUCAGAGAAGCCACACGGGAGAGAGACCUUACAAAUGCUCCUACUGUGGCAAAAGCUUCAGUCAGAGCAUGAUACUCACUCAGCAUGAGAGAACCCACACAGGAGAGAAACCGUGCAAAUGCCUCGUCUGUGGGAAAAGUUUCCGUUCCAGCUCAGACCUUGUAAAACACAAGAGAAUCCACACAGGAGAGAAACCGUAUAAAUGCUCGCUGUGCGGGAAAAGCUUCACGACCAGUUCGGAUGUGGUGAAGCACGAACGAACCCACACAGGUGAGAAGCCGUACAAGUGUGGCACCUGUGGGAAAAGUUUCAGCCAGAGUGCACACCUUAUGCAACACCAGAGAAUCCACACAGGAGAGAAACCGUACAUGUGCCUCACCUGUGGGAGAUGCUUCACUUGCAGCGCACACCUCGUGGUGCAUAAAAGAACCCACAAAGAGGGGGAGGCCUUACAAACAUAAAUUGUUCUGGUGGGUGUUUUUUGAUGGGAGGAAUGGAAACAACUUUACUACCAGGUCUGAUGUAGUUAAGCAUCAAAUAUUCCAUGCAAAAAGGAACCUUAAGAGUGAACUUUGCAGUGGUUAAAGCAGACCUUUAUGAAACAAUUUAGAACCUGAUUUAGAGAGGUGUGUAAAAAAUAAAAAAAAGUAACCGUUUUAAUCUUACAAUGCAUGAAAAAAACAAUGCCCAGCUAGGAGAGAAGCCAUAACAUUUUCAGACUGUGAGAAUACAGGCAUGUUCCUAUACCUCACUGAGUAACACAGGUGGUAAAGCCAAAGUGACCCUAACCAGCGUUCCUAAUUAUUUCGUUACAGCGGUGCAUUUGUGUAAGAGAUCAGACCAUCAUUUUUGCAAAGGCACUGCAGGCCAUAGGAAUUUUGGGUGUGAAGGAGAGAAGCCACUUCAAAGGCAAAUGCAGGCAGGAAACAAGUAGAAAAUAACAAUCAUUGGUGCAAAAAUAAACGGGCUAUUCAUGCAUUGCUGUAUGUAUGUAGUUCCUUGGUAAUAAAUAGAUGGCUGUUUUCUGUG
Molecule: messenger RNA, 1933 nt
Organism: Rhineura floridana
Lineage: Eukaryota; Metazoa; Chordata; Lepidosauria; Squamata; Rhineuridae
Product: zinc finger protein 501-like
Exons: 2
Coding region: 160-1365 (401 amino acids)
Biological process (GO): regulation of transcription by RNA polymerase II
Cellular component (GO): nucleus
Molecular function (GO): RNA polymerase II transcription regulatory region sequence-specific DNA binding; DNA-binding transcription factor activity, RNA polymerase II-specific
Source: RefSeq, a predicted model, not a curated record